UUCACCACAGCCAGAUGUGUGCGUGACCAUCAUUGGGACUUUAACGUGCCGUGAGUGUGUUACUUACUGAAGACGUUUUGUCAGUCCACUCAAACUUGUUUGAUGUUUUAUGCAGUCCCAGCCAAGAAUUGUAGCCUGUGUGAGCUUGCAGAGGGAGAACUCAGCUUUAAUGCAAGAAGAGCACCCAAAACGUCAUGGUGGCCCUUGGUGCUCACCCAGCAUCCAUUUGCCGUCUUCAUGCGAGUGGACGCUUGCCAGGUGACCUCCCCGUGCGACGCAGUCAUCCUCAGCUGCCUGCCAAGACUUAUGGGCCUCCAAGAAGUAGCGGUAGCAAAAAGGGCCGUAGAGCAAGUAGCCGGGGUCGCAGGCGGAAGCUGAAGGCUCAAAGUAAGAUUGAGGAGAAACCUGUGACGGGGCGGCCAAGGUGCAGAAAGAAGCCACUCACUUUGCACCGGAGAGAGAGCCAAACGGUCAGCCUUCUUGGAGCACGGUUGUAAUCUUGAGAAGUGCCUUGCGGAGAUCAAGCAAUGGAUGUCUCUCAACUUCCUUCGUCUUAACCCAGGUAAAACUGAGAUGUUGAUAAUUGGUCCAACUCGUUAUCAACACUUAUUCAAGGAAACCGCUAUACCUAUAGAUAACCGUACUAUCACUCAAAGCGAUACUGUAACUAAUCUCGGGGUAAUAUUUGACCAAACUCUCUCCUUUCAAAAGCACAUUAAGAAUAUAACCAGAAUUGCGUUUUUUCGCCUUCGUAAUAUUGCAAAGAUUCGUCCGAUCCUCUCGACUGGUGAUGCGGAAACUAUCAUACAUGCGUUCGUCACGUCGCGCCUGGACUACUGUAAUGUACUCUUUUCGGGUCUUCCUAAGUCCCGCAUCAAAAGUCUACAGUUAGUACAAAAUGCCGCUGCAAGGCUGCUGUCUCGGACAAGAAAAUUUGAUCACAUUACCCCAAUACUAGCCAACUUACAUUGGCUCCCGGUCCAUUUAAGAUGUGACUUCAAGGUUCUUCUAUUAACCUAUAAAUCGCUGCAUGGCUUAGCGCCUUCAUAUCUCGUCGACCUAGUUGUUCCUUAUGUUCCGUCUCGUAACCUUCGUUCGCAAAACGCUACCCUUUUAGCGACACCGAGGGCCAAGAAAAUGUCUGCAGGCUCUAGAGCAUUCUCUAUUCGGGCUCCAGAGCUUUGGAAUGCCCUACCAAUGGAUAUCAGGACUGCUACCUCAGUAGAAACAUUUAAGACACGUUUAAAGACACAUUUCUAUGACAUGGCCUUUAACUAACCUGUAGUGGCCGAUUCGGCUGGAGUUUGUUUUCUCUCCCCCUCCACCCCCUCCCUCCCCCCUCCCUCCCCCCUCCCCGGCCGGGGAGGUGGUUAGGUGGCACCCAUGCUGACAGCGGCUAUCUGGAUUCUCGUGGGCCAAUUCAGGAUGGGGGAACUGCAACUCAACCUCCUCGAAGACACUGCCAGGACAAUUGAGGGCUCCUUCGGCAGCCCUCUGCUAUGACAUGGACAUCCACUUUUUAUUUAAUUGAUUUUCAUGUUGUAUCAUUUGUGCCCUCUCUGCAUCCAUUUCAACCUGGUGAUCCUGAAAGGGGGAUCCUUCCAUCUGUGGUCCCUUCUCAAGGUUUCUUAUUUUCCCCUGCUAGGGGUUUUUAAGUUUUUCCUUGCCCUUUUGGGAGCUUAAGAUCAGGGGAUGCUUUGAGAAUAAUUGUCAAUUUCUGUCUAUGUGAAGCCCUUUGAGACUGCUUGUGAUUUAGGGCUAUACAAAUAAACUUGACUUGACUUGACUUGACGGUUGUCCGUCCGGGCAGCCUGCGUGCGGAAAGACAACGUGACGGGCGGCGCUCCUCUCCUCAACAUGACGGACGACGAGCGGCUUACCGUCGGGCGAGCGUUUGCAUAUUUGCUGUAGAUCAGCGGCGUGUUGUCGGACCAUUUCGGCCCCUUGCCUGACAUUCGAUGACACAACUUAUGGCCGCAUUCCUGCGGAGGAGACCAAUCACGGUUGUCAACCCAGGACAGACCCUCCUUGCAUUUAAACUCACCAGGUUGGAGAGCCCGAUCCAGAACGGGUCCACCCCCAUCACCACCGGACACUUUUUGUUUCCAUGCUCGUUCUCAUUUGCGCUCCCUUGCAGCCAAGUCCACCAGUCCUCCUCCGCCGCUCCCAGCCUGGAGCCACAAAUGCGGCUGGGAGUGGCUGGACAACCCCGCCAACGACUUCUGCUACCUGAUGAGAGGGAACCAGCUCAAAAGCUGGAAGGAGGCGCGCGACGACUGCAACCGCCACGAUGCCCAUCUGCUCAGUAUCACGGACUCUCACGAGCAGGCCUUUGUGCACGGUCACAGCAAGGCCGUGCUCACCACUCCCUCGCUGUGGCUGGACGCCGACGCCCCCUUCGCCGAGAGCGGCGGCCGGUGGGCCGACGGCUCCCCGUUCAGCUACGUCCACCUGCGCGCCGGUCACCAUGGCGACAAAGUUGGGGGACGCUGCCUUUCCUUUCUCAUUGACGACGGCGACUGGAAAUUUGACGUGUGCGAGAUCAAGAGAGGCUACAUCUGCAAGAGAAGAGCGGCGACAGCGCAACAAGCUCCGCUGCCUCACGCCGGUUUCCUCAAGCAAGAGAUAUGCGAGAACGCCGACAACCGAGCCAUUUGCCCCGAGGACAGAGUCAUGCGCAUCCAGUCGGCCUUCUACGGACGGAGGAGCAGCAACGUCUGCUCGGCCCAACGCGGCUCAGACGCCAAAUGUACGGUGGAAGGUGCCCUCCUUCACUACAGGAAAGAGUGCGACAACUGCCACCAGUGCCUCGUCAAGCCCAUGAAGGAGGACCCCUGCCCCGAGGUCUCCAAAUACCUCCAGAUGGUCUACACCUGCGUAACGGACGAGUGUUUUGACAGUUUAGGCAACACCCAAGGCAGCCUGAAAAAGUUGAAGCUGAGAGCCUCCUCCUCAUUGAGCGGCUUCGGCCCCGACAAGGCUUGCCUCAAUGGGAAAAGCUGCUGGAAACCGUUGAAGCCUAUAGACAGCUGGAUCGAGGUGGACUUAGGCGAGAUGAAAAAAGUGACCGGGAUGGAGAUCCAGAUGUGUCCUUGGGCCUCCUCCAGGCACUGGUCCAGGUUUAAGAUGACCCAUAGUUUGGACGGACAGGACUGGACCGACCACUCCCAGAUGCUUUCCCCCAGAGCGACUCAGACCCUGAUGGAGCCCAUGCUAGCCCAGUUCAUCCGCAUCCUGCCACUGGAUCACCUAUGGAUGGUCGGCCUCCGCUUUGACGUCUUGGGAUGCGCGCUUGACAAUGUGAUCAGCUGCGACGAGCAGUUCGUCAACGUCGCCUUGGACAAGCUGCCCACUACGGUCUUCUGUCCGCCGGGUUGCGCCAAGUUGGACCAGCAAGUCUACGGCACGUGGGGCUACAAAGAGGAGUCUCACAUCUGCGCCGCCGCCAUCCACGCCGGCGUCAUCGCUGACAAGACUGGAGGAAAGUGCACCUUGCUGAAAGCGCCGCCGCAGAAGAGCUUCCAAGCAUCCCAACAGAACGGAAUCCUCUCCAAACAAUUGAACCAAGAGGGCCCUUUGGCUUUCACGUUUGCCGACGGAGGUGAGUCGCCGAAGCGCCGUGGCGUCAAACUUGUGCGUGACACCUGCCGAUGGGCAGAGAUGAGAUGCUUGGGACCUGAGUGGGAGGAGUUUGCCGGCUUCUGCUACAAGAUUUUUGAGGACAAGAAGACCUGGGCCGAGGCUCAGCACGCCUGCGGGACUUUUGGCGCCCAGCUGGUGUCCGUGGGUUCCCUAGUGGAGCAGGAGUGGCUGAAGACGACUUUGUACUUUGAUGACGGCGACACGUGGACCGGACUCAAUGACCUGGCUGUUCCCGGCAUGUUCGUGUGGUCAGACCGCCGCCCUGUGACCUUGACCUUCUGGGCUGCCGGAGAGCCCAACAACGAGCUCCCCUUGGACGACAACUGCGUGGCGGCGGCUUUCCAGACGGGGCGCUGGAUGCGGAUGUUGUGCACGCAGCUCAAUCGCUUCGUGUGCAAGAUGCCCAAAGCGCAUUACACCAUCGCCGCUGGAGAGCCCGAGACGGAAAGCGGCGAUUCCAAGGCCUUGUCCAUGGUGUCGACUGGAACUUGCCAAGACCUUGUCCUGGAAAUGAUGAAAGGUCUUCAGGUGGGAAGUACCAUCACCAUCAAAGGGCAGGGCAACGAAAAGACCAAGAGCUUCCAAGCCAGCUUGUUCAACGCCGACAACCAAACCAUCCUGCAGCUCAAGCUGGACGCCGAGACCCAAACCGUCGUGCUGAGCUCCCAACUGGACAGCGACCCGGACCAGCAGCAGCUAAACCAGCUGCAUAUUGCACGUAUCCCCCUGCAACGUGGCGAGGACUUCAAGAUCGUCAUCAGCUGCGCCCAGCACGUCUUCCGCGUUUUGGCCGGGGGCCACCGGCUGCACUACGCCUACCAGGGCCACCUCCGACUGGCAGACAUCACGCUGCUGCGACUGCAUGGCGACGUGUCGCUGAAGGUCGUCCGCCUGGCGACGGCGCCGCCCACCUGAGCCGCAAAAACUACGACAACACGACAGCGGCGGUCUCGUACCGUGCGCUGCCCGAUAAGCUAAGUUUGUGCAUGUUUUCUUGACACCUCAAAGCACUUACUGAGCUUCAGGAGAGUGAGGAGGGGAAAAAAAAAAAAAAUUACAGCAGCUAUCCAGUUAACCAACUGCAAAAAAAUUUAGAAAAAAAAAUGCUAUUCCUUUUGUGUUAUACAAUAUCUAUAUAUGUAUCUAUGUAUCUAUCCACCAAUUUUGAAUUCCACCUUUUGAAUUAUAAUUAUAUAUCUGUAUAUAAAGUAAAUAUCUAUCCACUGCCACCGUCUGGGGCUUAUGGCUCCUAAAAAAAUGUUUUUGAGUGCCCUGUUUUGAAUUCUACAUUUUGAAUUACAAUUAUCUAUCAAAGUAUCUAUCUAUAUAUCCGCCGCCGCCGCCGUCUGGGGCUUAUGGCCCCUAAAAAAAAAGAAAAAAAAAUGUUUUUGAGUGUCUUCUAUUUGGCUUUGAACCUAAGCAGUGUUUGUCCCUUUGUUUGACCCUUGACCUUUGUUUCCCAUGAUGUACUCCAAUGUUAUGAUUAUAAGUGUGUGCAAUAAAAUUACAAAGACAAA
This is a messenger RNA of Syngnathus typhle (broad-nosed pipefish), 5159 nucleotides long. RefSeq lists its product as uncharacterized. Gene Ontology annotation, molecular function: carbohydrate binding; signaling receptor activity. The coding region runs from base 2233 to 4557 and encodes 774 amino acids. The transcript is spliced from 20 exons. The record is from RefSeq and is a predicted model, not a curated record. Lineage: Eukaryota; Metazoa; Chordata; Actinopteri; Syngnathiformes; Syngnathidae.